AUAUUUUAGAAAGUCAGGAGUUUUUGUUCAAAACCAAAAUCAUGUUUACAUCCUACAUAAAGACUCUCAAUGAUAUGGUAUUUUCUACGUCUGAGAGCCCCGAGGAGCAGCCGAGUACUGGAGUCUUGGGCCGUAUUGGCAGCUGGCUGUCUCCAUGGAGGGGGAAUUCUCCAAAGUGCUCGGAUGGAAAUGACUUCUCAGCCUCUGGUCUCACGCAGAGAAGAGACGGUGAUCGCGAGAGUGAGGACUCUGUGAAAAUCCGAGCAGAGGAGCGACAGUGGCAGGAGAGGGAUACUAGUUCACUUGGCCUCUUUAAAGAGGUUUUCCCUUGUGAAGAGCGGGACGCCACGCAGUCUGCCCACAGAGACAACUCAGUUGUGUGCAGCGCUGAGACAGGAGAGGGCGGUGCACAGGAGGGGGAGCUUGGAGAGAGGUGGAAGCAGAGAACAGGGCAGGGCAAGGAGACAGGGGAGAACAGUAGUGCUCCUUCAGCAAGUGGGAAUCCUGAGAGGAAUGUCAGUCAUCUGACGCAUCCCUCGUCUUCGUCUAAACAGGGAGUGGCGUGGGACUUUGGCCAGGCCCACACCCAGCCACACGCACUGAGAAAAGCACAGGCUGAGACAGGUAGGAAGCUCCAUGUGUACCUGGAGGAGACUAGCGUGAUUCAGUGUGGCCAGAACGUCCACGAGGGAGAGGAAGUUGUUUGCAAAACUGUUAAAAAGAGCUUGCAGAUACUUCGGAAGUCAAAGUCAUCACAGAGUUUUGAUUUAGCAGCCAGCUCAACAAAUGCUGAGAAAAAUGUGAGGCCGGCUGCAGGGGAACAAAGUUAUUACAGUGUUUUAGGGGGAGUGUCGCUCAAAACACACAAAAACUCGUGGUUAAGGACUGAGGCUGAGCAAACAGAGGCAGACGACAUGGGGCGUAAAAACUCUAGCAAGAGGAGGGUCAGGAAAAAUUCUCAAGGAGAUGGAAUCAAAAGCCCCACAGCAAAAAGCCCCACAGACAAAAACCCCAGAAACACUCAAUCCACAGAUGGAUCCCCUCCCGCAGGUCACUCUGCAGACAGUCUGCAGGGCAAAAGUCCAAGCACUCAGCUGAAAGAAGCAUCUACAGACUCCUCCUCCAAGCCAGCCCCCUCCUUACAGGUCUCACCUGAAGGAGGAGAAAGUGAGUUCUCCUCCUCGGAUAUGGUCAAGCAGUUGGACCAGUUCCAGAACUCAAUCUCAGCCUCUGCAGCCAGCCAGGCAGGCAAGGUGGAAGAGGGAGCGGACAUGGACGAGGACGAGAGUCUCUACAAAGUGCAGAGGAAGACCGAGACACCAGAGUCCAAACGCAGGAGUAUUAAGGUUUCCAAAACUGAAGUUAAGCUUUUUUCAAAAAAUGUUCCUCUUAAACCAAAACAAAGCACUACAGCAAAUCAGCAGGAUUUCAGCAAUACGUUAAAGGAGAUCGCAGAAGAAGAAAAGCCCAAAACAGAGACUGACGCAAGUGCCCCUGGUCCAAAGACGGUUGCUCAAGAGCCGAAACCUGUUGCUGGUCGGAUUGCAGAUAAAAUCAGCCUGUUUGAGCCGAAAAAACAAGAUGGGAGUGUCAACAAGACUUACCAGACCCCAAGAAGUGCUGAUGUCUCCCCAACCAGAUCUGUCUCAGACAGGCUUAAAAUGGACUUCCUUCUACCUGAGCAGAGGUCAAAAUCUGAAGAACGGUACGGCAGCUCCAGGUCAGCUGACAGUGAGAAACCAAUGACCAUCAAGGAGCGAAUGAGAAAAUUUGCAGAACCAUCGAAGCCUCAAGUAAAACCAGCACCGACUCAAAUGGCACCUGUUAAAGAAAUGUCUGUAAAAUCUCACGCCUCUGUGACGGUUCCAGUAUCAAAGUCGUCAGAACUUGACGUUCAAGAUAAACUCGAUACCAAAGAGCCGAUGCAAAGUAAAGCAAAGUCAGAGAUAACGUCAAGUCAAAAUGGACAGGAUAUUUCUGCUGCAGGGGUACCGAUGCCCCCUCAAGAACUGCAAGAAAUAGACUCUAAAGGUAGUGAAACAGAAGCAAAGGAUGUACAUCAAGCCACACAUUCAAGCACUAUUGAAAAAGAUGAUCUAGGAGAUUCUGCAGAGACUACCAAAAACAUAACACCAGAGCACAAAAGCCCAAGCAGAACAAGCUCCCGGUCUAAACGAAGGAAAAAUAAAGAAGCGGCUAGUCCCGUCAGCCCAAAUGCACAAACACAACCAAAGGGCUCUGAUGUAAAACAAGAGGAGGUGGGAAAUACAGAGGAGAUGUCCUCUACCCCCAAAAAACUUCCAAAAUUUAUGUCAUCUCAAAAAUUCCCCGGAGGCACUUCAGGAACACAGACUCUGACAGAAAAUGAACAGGAGGAGUUCAGAAAUGAAUCAAAGGAGGCUGCUGAAUCACCUGUCAACAGAGAUGAACCUGAUACUGCUAGCUGCAGCACUGAAACAAAAGGGACUAUUGACAGGAAGGCCAAAAUUGAACCCAAACAGGAGGAAAAAUCAGAAGAACAGAGCCUUACAGUUACACAAGACAGACAAAACUCCUCAGAGGACAAGAGUCAAAUUUCUACCACCUCUCUGUCAACACCUCCUUCAGCUAAACAGGAUUUUGAGACGCCACCUGCAGCAAAUCAGGAGUUAUCUGCCGAGCAACCUAAAUUAGAUAAAGAAUUAGCAAUGCAGCUCGACUCAACAAGUAAACAGGAAGAAGGAAGAGCAGCUAAAGAAGAAGCAGAACAAACCCAAUUUCCUCUGUGCACAGACACAGCACUAAUAUAUCAGGCUGAGGUUGAACAUGUGGAGAAAUUAGGAGUAAUUAACAGUGGAAAUCUACAUCAUACUGAAGAGAGAGACACAGAAAACACCCAGCAGCUUCUGCCUGCACACAAAACCUCUGCAAAGGGGGAUAUUUCAGACAGUGGGCAAAGUAUCUUAGGAAAGGAGCAGAGUUCUGAAAAAUCCAAACAACCGCAAACAACCUGUCAAAUGUCAGACAAUACCAUCGGAUCAUCAGCCCUCCACGACGAUACACAAAAACCCAGCGAGGCGAUGACUGUACCUCCAGAGAAAGCUGCUAUUUGUACAAUCACCCAGACUAAUGAGGCUGUGAGUGCAACAGAGAGUGAUAAAGAGCCACAGAAGGCAGAGCUGGCCACAAACGUGCCUCCUGAGUCACAAACAAAACUCUCAGAAAGCUCUGGAAUACAAAGCGAGCUGGUGGCAGGAGAAGCCAAGCCCGAUUCUGUAUCUGUGGAAAAAUCUGAGAAUCCACUUGAUGACUCAUGUACACAUGGAGCUAAUGAUGCCGAGCUGUCCGAGUCAGAGCCUAUUACCAAAGCAGCCACGCCAGAUGAGGGAGUGAGUGCAAAAGGCACUAAUGGCACUCUCUUGGUGGCACCUGCUCAGGUUGAUGUGACGCACAAGGAAAAGACAGAUUCAACUGCUAAAAAAUCAUUUAGUAUUUCUGACUCUCAGUCUGCACUAGGCAGAGGGCUCGGGGAAGAUGUCAGGGAAAAAGAAACCAUGGUGCCAUCCGUGCAAGAAAACUUGACAGAAUUCAAGAAGCCCACUCUUACUCACACAAGCACGGAAAGCAGUAUUGAUGUCUGUUCACUCAAAGAUGCAGAGAAAAUAACUCAGAGCCCCACUGAUAGCAUCACGUUUCACUUGACAGGUAAUAAAACAGAAAAUGCAGCGGAGAAAAAUAUCACUCUCCCAGCAAACAAACUUUCGCCUGUUGCUAAUGGUGAUUUGUCCUCGCAUUCACAACUCGGCAAAGUCGUGAAGGAGCCAGCGAAAGACACGUUGAGUCACACUCCAAAAGCUCCUCUCCCCCCAGAGGUUAAUAAGCUGAUCCCAGACCCAGUUCACCAUUCAUCCAUGAGGAAACUGAAUUUGCCAAGGGAGCUCAAGAAAGAUAAUUCCUUCCAACAGCAAGAGACACCAUCCAGCUGGCUAGACGUAGAUGUUCCCAAGCACAAGCUCAAAGUCCCAGAGGCAAAGCUGACCUCCUCUGGAAGUGAGAGCAACCUGUUGGACACUUCUGGUGAGCUGGAUGAUGAUGGUUUUGUUGAAAAAAUUAAGAAGCUCUGCGCCCCUUUCUCCCUCCCACCUCGUAAGCACAACCACCUUCGGACCCCCCAGCCUCCCUUUGCGAUGCCGGCCAUUAGGGAAGACCGCUUCGAGAAGUCAUUCGACCCUGAGGAAUUCACAUUUGGCUUGAGGAAGAAGACUCAGCUCACGUUAGAAACAACUCCAAGCCUUUUAGCCAAGCUCCAGAGCGCAGACACAAAAUCUGGCCUGAUACCCGCCAGGGCGAGUUUUGCUGACAGGAGCCUGCUGCUUGGUGGCCUCAGGGACAAAGAUGCUGGUAAGGGCGAGGCAGAAGGAAAGGAAGAAAAAGAUCAAAUAAAAGUUACGUCUCGCUUGGAGAGGAGCUCUGUUCUCAGCAGUCUCACCUCCUCUCUCUCAAGAGGCAAGCGGAAUGGAGCUCAGUCUCAGGCUGAAGGCACCGGCUCAGACGGCGUGUUGCCUAGCGAACCCCCCAAGCUCAGUCCUCUAACUUCACCCCAGCCGGCCCCUCCAAGCCUGAGAGACUCAACUCCAGUCAAACAAACAGUAGCCAAGCAGAAUGAAGAGGAAACCCGGGCUGCAGAGACUGUGGUCUGUGACUCAAGUCCUCCACUUCCUGCUUUUAACGACAUCAAGCUGCCUGACUAUUUAGAGAAGUACCUCCCACAGGAUCAAGCAAAAGCAGUGCCGGGAGUACUAGGACUGGACCAAGUCAAACCGGAGCUAACAGGGAAAAUGGCAUCUCUGCUUUCUGGAGGAAAGGCAGAGGAAGUCACGAAACCAGGUCUGGUGCUUCCUGACUCUGCAGCUCCAAGUUUUCCUGGGAUUCCUCCAACUGCACACCCUCAUCAUCUUUCCAAAGAGCCUUUGUCCCAACCACACGAGGCAAUCAGAAAUACCAAAAGAACUAUCAAGGGAUUUCACAUACGCCCUGGAAAGAUGGUGUUGUUUGAAAACGCUCAGUUUAGUGGCCAAGCGCACGAGAUUUACAGGGACGUGGCCGAUGCUUCUUCUCUGGAGCUCUCGCCUCUCAUGUCUGUAAAGGUCGUGAGGGGAUGCUGGAUCCUCUACGAGAAGCCUGACUUUCAGGGACGCACCAUCGCCUUGGAAGAAGGUGAAACAGAUUUAGAUUUAGAAAAUUUGUGGGCAGAGCCACAAACUGAACCACAGAAGGGCCCACCGAUUGCCAUAGGCUCAAUUCGACUUGCUGUCAGGGAUUAUAGCAUCCCUCACAUUGAUUUGUUUACCGAGCCAGAGGGCCGGGGCAGAGUGACACCGUACCAUGAUGAUGUGAUAGAAACUGGCUCAUUUGGUAUCCCACUGAGCACCGCUUCCAUCCAAGUCCACUCUGGAGUGUGGCUGGUGUUCACUGAUCCGGGAUUCGAAGGCAUGAUAGGCGUGCUGGAAAAAGGAGUGUAUCCUGUUCCUGAGGCUUGGGGCUAUUCAUCACCAUUUGUGGGAUCUCUUAGACCACUUAAAAUGGGUGGAUUCAAAGUGGAGAAUCCGAACGAAGUUAAGGCUUUGGUGUACGAGAAGGCCGGCUUUGAGGGCACCUGCUUAGAAAUAGACAGCGAUGUUUUGAGCUUUUACGAGACAGAAGAAGGCCUCGCUGCAGAGGGAACAAACCUUGAAACAAAGGCACUUAAAUCUGUGGGAUCUUUAAAAAUCAUUGGAGGAUUCUGGGUGGGCUACAACCUGCCCGGGUUCGAGGGUCAGCAGCACAUCCUGGAGGAAGGGGAGUACCUGGACUGCAGCGAAUGGGGAGGCUCUGAGCUUCUGUCGCUACGACCAAUAAUAUCUGAUUUUCUAUCUCCUCACCUGAAGCUGUUCACUGACAGAAACUUUGGCAAGCUUGGCGUGAACGUUAACCUCACCGUGCCUGUUGUUAACAUGGACGACACGGACUACGGCAUGAAGACGCAGUCUAUCGAAGUCAACAGUGGCGUCUGGGUUGUGUUUGAAGAGCCGGCCUUUUGCGGCGAGUCCUACGUCCUGGAAAAAGGCCUGUACGGGAGCCCAGAAGACUGGGGCGCGCUGCAGCACAAAGUUGGCUCAACUAUGCCUGUCGUGCUGGAUGAUUUUGAGAACACUGCCAAGUUUAAGGUGCAGCUUUUCUCUGAUCCCGGUUUCCAGGGCUCUGUCCUUGUCCUGGAGGACGGUGCGCAGUGCCUGCAGGAUGGUUUCUCAGUGGCUUCCUGCAAAGUCCUGGCAGGGAGCUGGCUGGCAUUUGAAGGGCAGAACUUCACAGGGAAGAUGUAUGUGUUAGAGGAAGGAAGUUACCCAGAUCUGAGAGCGAUGGGCUGUGUCGGCGGGAGCUCAUCCAUCCUGUCGCUACAGACUGUUGGCUUUGAGUUUUCUCUGCCAUCCAUCACUCUGUUCGAGCGGUGCGGUUUGCGGGGGAAGAGGGUGCUGCUCACAGAAGGAUCAGUCAACCUUCCGCUGGCGGGAGGAUGCAGCCGAGUCCAGUCUGUGCUGGUGGAGGGAGGCAUGUGGAUAUUAUACGAGGGAAUCAACUACAGGGGUGGCCAGAUUUUACUGAAACCUGGCGAGGUUCCCGACUGGCGGAAGUUCAGCAGCUGGCAGAAAAUUGGAUCUCUUCGCCCUCUUCUACAGAAGCAAGUGUACUUCCGUUUAAGAAACCGGCAGACGGGUCUAAUAAUGUCAGUGACUGGUGAUUUGGAUGACGUCAAACUUCUGCGGAUACAAGAAACUGAAGAGACGGACGGCGUGGAGCAGAUAUGGUCCUACCAGAACGGACAUUUACACUGCAAGCUCUUGGAGGAGUGCUGCCUGAGUCCAAGUGGCAGUGUCACGAUUGCUGGAAGCCGAGUCGGUCUCGCGCCGCCGGAGCUCAACAACCAAAUCCACGUCUGGAGCAUCACCCCUGAAGGCUUCGUCCGCUACAGCCCCAAGGCUGAUCUGGUCCUGGAAGUCAAAGGUGGACAUCACUACGAUAAAAACCAAGUGAUUCUCAACACACUUGACAAACAUAAACUACAGCAGAGAUGGCACGUGGAGGUCAUUUAAACGGCCUUGUUGAACUAAUUCCUCAUUAUAAGAAGAACUUUGUUGGAGGCCAGAAAGGGCAUUUGGCUUCAGAGCUGCGCAACCUUUCGAUGAGGUCAAUGCGGAGAGUAAAUUUUCUAGGAAUGUAUUAUUACCCAUUAAGCAUAUAUUAAGUAGGAACUUGAAAAUACUUUGAGUUUUUUAAACCUACAUAAAUGUUUCUUUUAGGUUUGUGUAAAUUUUUCCAUUUGAUAAGUCCGUUUCUCUGAUAAGUUAAACAGUGUUACCACUCUUUGUCCCUUUGUAAGUAACAGCGCGCCGCUGUGUCCUGCCUUACAAUCCAGCUGCAUAAAAUACAAGCAAUAAUCACCUGUCUUUUGUUUUACCAGAAUUAUUAAAGCUGUAAAACUUAUUUUUGUCAAUAAAUGUCUUAAAUAUA
Molecule: messenger RNA, 7527 nt
Organism: Poecilia reticulata (guppy)
Lineage: Eukaryota; Metazoa; Chordata; Actinopteri; Cyprinodontiformes; Poeciliidae
Source: RefSeq, a predicted model, not a curated record